AUGGCUCUGCUCUUUCAAAACCCAUGCUUGCAAUCAGGGCUUCAUAAAGUUCCUAGCUCUAGUGCCCUUGGUCAAGGAAUUGUGGCUGCAUUUCCAUAUUCAUAUUCUCAAUCGCAAAUCCGUUUACCGAAUGACAUGAAGCACAAAAGUAGAAGAGGAAGGAAAGGUUUGAUUUUCUGCGAGAAGAAAGUUAGGAUUGAUUUUCCGGAUGAGAUAAUAUGGCUUAACAUCAGAUGA
Messenger RNA from Prunus armeniaca (apricot), 237 nucleotides. Lineage: Eukaryota; Viridiplantae; Streptophyta; Magnoliopsida; Rosales; Rosaceae. The record is from the annotation of a GenBank genome assembly.